UGGUGGGAAUAUGGAACGAGCUGCCAAUGGAUUUUCUAUAUACCCGCAACCCUCUGUUUAACGUUUAAAAGACAUUUGAACCGCCAUGUGCAUCCGAGUGUAAAACGAGUGUCCCGGGCAGGGAAACCCAGACUUUCCCCAGGAGCAGCGAGGAUGGGCGGCUGGAGGAUCUCACGGGACACGGGGACUGAUCCAAAGUUGUCCGGGGCAAUGAGGCCGCGGGUGGUGCUGCGGAGAUUGCGACUUCCACCCCGGGGCCACAGGGAUUCAGCAAUAAUCCAAACAGCGCGUCAGGAUCGGCCGCAGUCGCUCGACCCACCGGCACCCGACCGUCAGCGGCCUUCGGAGAACGCGAGAGGAAAACGGCCCGUUCACGGCGGGGAGAGACGGUGCCGGGGUCCCGAGCGCGGCCGGGGCUUCAGCCGGGCCCCCGGACCGCCGAGGCACCCGAGCCAUUACCCCAAGGAGAAACGGUGGAAAUGCGGGGACUGCGGGAAGGCGUUUCUCUACCCGUCCCACGUGGAAAUCCACCGCCGCAGUCACACCGGGGAGAGGCCGUUCAUCUGCCCCGUGUGCGGGAAAGGGUACCGCUGUUCAUCUUCCCUGCUCAAACACCAGCUUGUCCACUCCAGGAAGACGCCGUUUGUCUGCUCUCUGUGCGUGGGAAGGGGUUCACUCAGUCUGACAAGUUAAUGGUGCACCAUCUGGCUCGCACCGCUGAGAAGCCGUCUGCCUUGCUCUCGGUGUGGGGAGGGAUUCUCUCCGGUCAUCCGAGACACAUCGGGACACACCAGCACAUUCAUGCUGGAGAGAGGAACCAUUCGCCCGCUCCGGGUGCGGGAAGGGAAUCACUCAGUUAGCCCACAAGUGACCGCAGGGCGUGGAGUGCCCGAUGGUGGUGGUUCCUCAAUUAUUGUAGAGUUGAACCGUGUUCACUGCCGGCCUGGGCUCCUCCUCCUGAUGUUUCACAGCCCCUGGAGCUGGGCUUAAUUUUAAUGAAUAAAUCAUCCUGAUCUUGAACAUGUGGCGCUUUGCCUAUUUUAUUGGCUGGUGUAAUACUCUUAUGAAUUUGGGUAUUUAACGUAU
Messenger RNA from Pristis pectinata (smalltooth sawfish), 1086 nucleotides. RefSeq names its product putative zinc finger protein 56. NCBI's taxonomy places the organism in Eukaryota, Metazoa, Chordata, Chondrichthyes, Rhinopristiformes, Pristidae. Gene Ontology annotation, biological process: regulation of transcription by RNA polymerase II. The transcript is spliced from 3 exons. The record is from RefSeq and is a predicted model, not a curated record. Gene Ontology annotation, molecular function: RNA polymerase II cis-regulatory region sequence-specific DNA binding; DNA-binding transcription factor activity. Bases 154 to 693 code for a protein of 179 amino acids.